Dufourea novaeangliae is the source of this 912-nucleotide messenger RNA. RefSeq lists its product as uncharacterized. The transcript has a single exon. The coding region runs from base 1 to 912 and encodes 303 amino acids. NCBI's taxonomy places the organism in Eukaryota, Metazoa, Arthropoda, Insecta, Hymenoptera, Halictidae. The record is from RefSeq and is a predicted model, not a curated record.
AUGGUGGAGGUGCUCGAGAGGCGGGCUAGGGAGCCUACGGGGCCGAUCAAGGCACCUCGCACCUACGCAGGGCCAGGCACCCCUGUCGAUCGCUGCCGGCAAGUCGAGCUCUGGCUGCGUGUCUCUCGCGUUCUCCUCGAGGAUGAUCUCUUAGCCUGGAGGCUGCUCGCUUCGAUCGAUCGUUGUUGUUCUUAUCCGCCGCGGAAGGUGGCCGACGGGGGCCAGAACUUUUCGGCGCUCGGACAGCCGCGUGUCGAGGACAUUACUCGCGUGGGUGCAGCGUUCGGGAGGCUGGAGAUAGAGGACGCCGCGUCACGAGAGAACCGGAAGAAGAAGAACGGCGAACGGGUGGUGGUGGUGGUAGUCGACACGGAUCGCGAUCAAAUCGGGAACGAAACCGAAGAAACUCGGGAGGAAAGUGAAAAGGUGAAAAAAGUGAACAAGCAGGAGGAGCACGAGGAGCAGAAGGAACAGAAGGAGCAGAAUAAGCCGCGUGACAAGUGGGAUAAAGUGGUGCACGGCGGAGGCGUGCUUUCGAGCAGGCUAGAGGGUCGGUUGGAGCCCAGGAAGGGCUCCUGCGAAAGGAGCGAGACUGGCGAGCGCAAUGUGGCAAAGCGGCGGCAUGGGCGCCCAUGCGGCCAACAAUCCAUGGAUGAAAUUAAUGGGCAUUGUUCACAAGGAGAGGAGACAUCACGACUCGAGUUCCGCCGCUGCCGCCGCUUCCGGUGUUCAGGGCUCUGCGACUACUGGCAGCAACGAUCGGACCCUCAAUCAGUGAGUCAUACUACUGCUUGCUUCAUGUUCCUUGUUUACUUUUUAGCCAACUUUUGCUUCACUUUCCGCGUGCUCAAGUUUAUGGAUGCUGGUUCGAGUUGUUCUACGACCCGUAGGGAUAGCCAGCUUUGCGAUUAA